UCUACCCACUUUCUCUCUCGGUCUCUCCAUCGCCUACUCUCCCUCUCUUUCUCUCCUCUGCACAGUUUCAAUGGCGGAACACAGUAGUAAUAAAGACCUCUUGGAGCUGGAGGCCAAGCGAGGCGGCGUCUCUUCCACCUCAAACUUAGAAUCACUCUUUGUAUGCAAGAAAGAUCCCACCUUUACUCCUUCUGAUGCUUCUCGUCAGAAGCCCACCAUGGUACCUCUGCCCAAGAGCCAAUUUCUGGGAAAGGUGAAAGACUUCUUAGGAGUUUUAUCAGAAUCGAACAAGAAACUGAUGGAGGAUGCAAAGGAACGCCCCGAUAACUAUGACAUUGAAGUGAUCAGCGGAGAUGAGUCUAAAUACAUCGAGAUGGAUCUGAUGUUGGGUAUUGCUGAUCUUCACACCCCGGAGGCAGUUGCUGCAGCCGAGUCUGCAAUGGCCGGUUAUCAGCCACCAGCUCGUCUGGAGGAGAGCAGCAGUGGAUCAGAAGACGAAGAUUGCAGUGAUGGCGAAAAAGACAGGAAUCACAAAUCAGAUUCUGAAGCUGGCUCAGAAAGGUUGAAGGCAGGAGAUUCUUCAUGUCGGGAAUCAAAGAAACGGAAGGCCAAAAUCAUCGAGCUUUAGAUCUUUGCGAUUCAAGCUUGGAGAGGAAAUCCACAAACUCUCCAUCAGUUAUCGUCAUAGGUGCUGGUUUUGCUGGAAUUACAGCUGCACGGACUCUUCAUGAUGCCUCGUUUCAGGUAUAUGUGUACACUUUAUGCAGACCUUCGGCUACUGUGUUCACAACCGUGGAUUUGGGUCCUGAACAAAGUGGUUAAUCAUGGCUACGUGGUGUUGGCAAUGAGAACCCAUUGGCUUCGCUCAUUGGGAGAUUGGGACUACCCCUUUACU
Salvia hispanica is the source of this 895-nucleotide messenger RNA. NCBI's taxonomy places the organism in Eukaryota, Viridiplantae, Streptophyta, Magnoliopsida, Lamiales, Lamiaceae. The record is from RefSeq and is a predicted model, not a curated record.